Messenger RNA from Chara braunii, 5832 nucleotides. Lineage: Eukaryota; Viridiplantae; Streptophyta; Charophyceae; Charales; Characeae. The record is from the annotation of a GenBank genome assembly.
CGUUGAGAAGUACGGGCUGGAGAAGGCCGCCGUAGCCGCCGUUACAGGCCGAAGCGCCCACCUCCAGCGACUUUAGCUGCAUUCGGACAGACAGACGGAUCUGUGGCGGAAGGCGCCACAGCUUGAUGAUGAGAUUGGAGGACUCUAAUGCACCUAACAACGGUGCGGAGUCAGAACCUUGUACCGCCGGGAAAAUGCUGGAGUCAGAAGGAUCUGUUUUGGUUGUUGAACACAAAAAAUGCACUGAAAGGGAGAAAGGAUAUGAGACUCCAGGCAAGCCAGCUGUUUCCGAAGAUCAAAGAGAGAGAGAGAGUAUCGUUCCCAAGUCGAAGGGAGAGAGGGAGAAGGAGUUGAUUACACGAGUCGAUGAUGACGAUCUAUCUACGGACGCUGCUGAGGAAGGGGAGAUCCACUUGGGAGGGAGUCAGCUGCCACAUGGCCACGUGGAGGUGAAGAAGAGAGAAUCGGAGGAGAGAUUGGAUUGUCCAGGGAUUGAGGUCAAGGUUCUUCUCAGCAGCGGCUGUGUCUCAACUUCUGCUGGUGAUCUAGACUCGGGAGGAGAAGAGGGGUGUGCUUCUAAAUGUGACCUUACCUCAUCAUCGUCGCGGGUGAAAAACUCUGCUGACGGCGGAGUUGAGGCUUGUAUGCCGCGAAAUGGAGUUGAUCCUACUGAAGGGUGCAGCGGUGGUAUCCUCCUGAAGGGUAUCAGUGAGCUAGCAGCUUCGCUUUCUCCUCAUCCCUCGUCCAUCGCUGCUGACCUUUCUCCCCCUUCUUCCAUCCCUGCUCCUCCUCCCACAGCGACUUCGUGCGAAUCCAAGGGUAUGCUAGAAUCGAGUCCCUCCUCAUCCCUUAAUAAUACCUCUUCCCUGACGUCGCCAUUGUCGCCGCAAUCCUCCACGCUGGAAUCGGCACCAAGCUCCAUAUCGUCUUCUCAGCAGCAGCAGGCACCGCGGUCAGCGGCUGCUACGCUGCAGACUCCGCGUGCGCUACGGUUAACCAGGUCUGCUCAGCGGGGGGGUCCCAGAAUGUCCACGCGCCCACAGCCCUCUCCUUUACGAUGGUUUCCCAGAGUGAAAGGAGAAUCAUACUUGGAAAGAAAGAUCCGCAUGCUUCAGGAGCAGGAAGCACCGAAAUUGUCCCUUGGCGGUCUGCUUGGUGGAGGCUACAUGCAUUUCACUCGUCUUCAGCGAGAGAAGAAGGCAGCAGCAGAAGCUGCAGCCAAAGCCUCUGAGGCACGAAAAGAUGCUAUGGUGGAAGUCAGUUGGUGUCGAAUCCUCGAAGCUGCUGGGGUAACCUCGGCCGAAGCGGACAAACGAGCAGAUGAAGCAGAGGCACGUGCAAAAGAGGCAGUUGCUGCAGCAGAAGCUCUUGGUCUUGUCGUAGAUGGCCCUUGCAGGAGUUCUUCAGGUACCCUCCUUCCUGGCGUGCGCUUGAAGGAUGUAAUCAUCAGCAGCAUGAUGUCGGCAGUUGAAGUCGAAAGGGAGGUGGUUGUUGCUCUCAAGGCCGUAUUGAUGAAGCAAGGUUUGCUCGGUGCGCCUGAUCUAGAGAGUGCACGUUCGGUAGAGACGCAGGGUGGUGGCUGCAAAGAAGCAGGAAGAGAGCAGCAGGGUAAAGAGCAGAAGGCAAUUUCGUCUCUGCUGGAUGCAUCUAAGGCAAGGCACGUGCGAAAUGCUGCAGAGGAGGGAUGCACCGAUGAGGUUAGCCGUCUUGCACUACAGUUUGCGGCUUUGCCUACAGGAGGAGAGGAUCGUACAGGGAGCAUGAACGUAACUCGUGAACUGGAGGAAGGCUUGGCAAACCUGGCGAUCAACGAGGAACGCCCGCUGUUGGAAAUAGCUACAGAAUCACGUCAGAAAAAGACAGAAAGGGCGUGCUCAGGACGAUUUGGCAUGGAAUCAGAGAGCUUCGUCGUAGAUCCCAUGAGGUCAUUGGCGUGUGACAGUGUCAAUGCAAUGGGAGGGACUUUGGAAUCGAACAAGGAGGGGGUUGAGAAAACAGAGGGGGGGGUGUUGGGUGAAUUCUCUGAGGGGAACUUGAAGAGAGGGGGACAUGAAACGCAAGAAAAUGAAGCAAUUUUGUGCGCUUUGGCAUUGAAAGAGGAGGGGGUCGGUAAAGCAGAGGUGCAGACGUUAAGGUUAUCUUCCAAGGAAGACUCCUUGGAGACAGGGUUGCAUGUGAAUGAGGGAACACUGUGCGAGAAAGAUUUGUCCGGAACCAAAGAUGAUGGUUUUGUUGUAGGUCCGUCAUGCCAGGAGCCAAUUGGCUCUGAUGGAGGGAAGGGUGUUUUAGAGGAAAAACGAGCAAUGGUUGCAGCAGGAGAGGCAGUAAGAGAUUCCAGAAGCUUGAAGGUCGAGGCAGAACUCGACCCAUCAAUGUCUACUGCUGAAUGUGGCGAUCACAGAGUGGACGAAGAGGUUCCGGUAGCCAGUGGACUCUGUACUGGAGGGGGAGAACAACACGAACAGGAAGUCAAGGAGGGGUUUAUGAACAUAGUGGGUAGCGAGGGAGUACGUCCCACUGCUCAAGUUGAUGAAGAUGAGGAGGGUGGUGAAGGUUGUGGUAAACAUACAAAAGAGGCGCCGGCUGCCAGUGAACUGUGUCUCGAAGGAGGAAGAGGACAAUAUGAAGGGGGGUUGAAGGAAGGGUCUAUGAGUAAAGAGGGUAGCGAUGGAGCUCAUCCUGCUUCUCCAGGUGGUGGGGGCAAUGAACAAGAGGGCGGCGAUGGUACUGUGUGGAUGACACCUCCUGUGCGCACGAAGCGUAAGGGACGGCGACAUGCGGGCCGUCGACUGUAUAGGUACCGGGUGCCCAAAUGCUUGUUGGCUUCCCUGGACGAUUUUUACGAGCAGUGUCUGAUCAACUUCCAUGAUGUGGAGGAAGGGGAUGAGGUCUUGUACGUGACGCCAGGAAACGAUAAGUUAAGUAUACGGUUCUCCAAAGACGGUCUCAUAUUGGCAGAUGCAGCCCCUCGAGCUGCAGCGGUCGAGAGUAAUGAAAAGGUAGGGGAUAGUGACGCCCAGGACGACGAUAGCGAGUACGUCUACUUAGAGAGUUUUCCUGGAGAAGGGAUUCUGGCGUUUGGAGAACAGCAGGAGGGUUCUACAUCCGACGGGGAAGAUGAGGGUGAGGAAGAUGACGAAGAGGAUGAUGAAGGGGGUGAGUUGCAGAUGGGUCAAGAUGAAGGUUUGGUAAGGGUUGGUCAUGAUAGUGUGCCUUUGGAAAUGGUGAAACUGAUGACUCUGAGGAUCGCAAAGUUCAAUGCGGAACAGCUGGCUGCCAUUGCCUCUGUGGUGGUAACCCGUGGAGUGGGAGACAUAAUGAAGAUCCUUGAGAUGGGCAACAGUCCACAGAAUGACAACGACGGAGAUGGGUUAACAACAAAUAACAAGAAAGUUGCAGAUGAGAAUGUGGGAAGCAGCCUAGGAGAUAUCUUGGUGAAAAAAGUGUCACGGCUCGAGAUCGAGAAAGCAGAAGCAAUUGCAAAAUCAGUGAAGGAAGGCGAUCAUCAUCGUGCAAAGCCCGGUGCCAAUAGGAGAAGUGCAGAUGCGGAUACCGCGUGUGGAGGUGGGCUGGGAGACAUAUUGGUUAAGAAAAUGUCACGGCUUGAAAUUGAGAAAGCGGAAGCAAUAGCGAAAUCGGCAAUCCAAGGCAAUGGUCAUCGCACAAAGGUGGGGGCAAGCAGGAAGGACCUGUGUGGAAAUGCGCAUUCAGGAGGUGGGUUGGAAAGUAUUUUGGUGAAGAAAAUGUCUCGUUUGGAGAGGGAGAAGGCCGAGGCAGCUGCGAGAGCUGCGGCGCAAGCGGAAGGCCAACCUGGAAGCCUUGGUAGGAAGCAGGAAGGUGUGGGUAGAGGGAAGAAGGUAGAGUGCAUGCCAAGCUUGGACAGCAUGCUAACGAAAAAACACGUUCCCAGGUUCCAGGCUGAGUUAGAGCGCGCGAAGCAGACUGCAAAAUGCUUGCAGCAGGCCGAAGCUAAGAAGGAAGUGGGUAAAGCACCUUUCAGGGCGAGGACUAGCAGACAGACAUGCGAGGAGGGCAGCGGUCUUGGGGAUGUACUUGUAAAACAUGUGUCAAAGCUGCAGAAGGAGAAAAAUGCAGCCGCCCAAAGCCGAGGGAAGAUGACACCUCCAUUACCAAGAAGUUCGACGGCAAGCCCUCUGAGAAAGAAGGUCAGGACUAGUGGUGGGGAUUUUGAUGGCAAGGGCUUGGGGGACAUCCUGCCAAAGCGUAGUGGGAUCAAGGCAAAAAAGGAGGACAAGACAACUACAGAACCUGCAGAUCCUGGGCAGCACCAGCUUGGCGAUGGCGUAAGCCAAGAAUGUGGCGGAGGGGAGAACGGGAGCAGUGCGUGCAUUGAAGGUCCCCAUGACACAAAAGCAGCAGUGCAGCAACCGGCGGAAGGGGUCUUGGCAGAUGAAGAAUCUGGUGGACGGGAGAGGGGUAGCAGCGUGUGCAUUGAAGAUCCCCAUGACACAAAGCCAUCAGUGCAGCAACCGGUGGAAGGGGUCUCGGCAGAUGAAGAACGUGUAUGUAGCGAGUCACCGCAAGAUGCCCCUGUAGAAAAGGAACUGGAGUCGGACAGUAAAGUGGAGCAUUCGGGGCAGAGUGCUGGCACACCAAGCGUAACUGGGAGGACUGUUGGCACCAAGAGUGGACGUAAGGCAUUUCAGCAGUCCGCUGCUAUGGGCUCUCUUUCAGACAUCCUAGUGAGAAGGAAGUCUAGAUUGGAGAUGGAGGUAGAAGCAGCUGCCUUGGCAUCAGCGAAGGAUGCCACAAGGCAGCCAGUUGCUGUGAGGAGUCCUCGAGGAUCUGCGGGCAGCAGGUCUUAUAGAGUGAAAAGCGGCAAAGCGGGCGAUGACGCAGCUGCAGGAAGUGGUCUUGGAGACAUCCUUGUCAAGAGUACGUCAAGAUUGGAAAGGGAAAAACUCGCAUGUGCGGCAGAAGCUCGAAAAUCUGCGGAAAGUGGUUUGGGAGUUGAUAGAUCGCAAAAUGGGGCUGUGAAAGUGGGAGGCGCUGGCCGUUUGGCACGCAAAAGUUUGUCAGAUUCUAAUGAUUACAAUUCCAAGAGCUUGGAUGAAGUUUUGGUGAAGCGGAGGACAAGGCUGGAGGAGGAGAUCUUAGCAGCUUCCUUGGCGAGGGGAACGAGAGAUGAAAAGCGAAAUCAGCGAGGCUCAAGCGGUAGGAAGCAAGUUCCCGUUGAUAACAACUUACCUGGACUGAGCACAUACUUGGUGAAAACACCGACGAAGUUGGAGAGGGAGGUAGAGGCUGUGCGACUUGGAUAUCCUGUCGAUGACACUCAUGCCGUUCAGCAUCAUGGAGAUUGCUCCCCAUCUGAGAACCCCCUGAUGAAGGCUCCCAGCACGCCAACUGAAUCGUGUGUUGUUGACAAGGAUUCCAGUCAUCUGGCAAGUGUCAACACACCUGCUCAUGAAGAGAAGGAGAACAGCUCAGCUGAGAAGCUUGUCACCAACAGCUCGGCGCUUCAGAAAGUUGAUGAAAAAGAGGUGAAUGUGCUUGAUAGAGUGUCUGGGGCUCCUUCCACCAAAGUCAAUGCCAAACCUAGGUUGUCUGUCGGAGAUGGGCAGUCCAGUGUUCAACCACCGUCAAGUGCUACUGGUCCAAGACGGGGAAGAAGAGCGGACUCGGAGGCUGACGUUUGGGGAGGGAUCAGUCUGGACACAAUGAAGAAGCACAAGUCGAGGCUUCAGCGUGAGCAGGAAGCAUGGCGGACUGCUGAAGCACAGAUGCGAGGAAAAUGAAGCGUCAUGCAUUCAAUUGGCAGUGGAUCCUUUGCAUGAUGACGUCUUCGCUAGAACGCCUGGCGCUUCAUCG